GCCAUGUCCCGCUGUCCGACAAAAGCUUAUGCGUUGAGCUUCUCGGUCUACUGGCCGUGUGAAUACCACAACAGUAUAAAAGCCUGGUCAAUCUGCACCUAGUCACACAGAGUAAAGUUAGCAGUCUGAAAGAACCAUGCGGUCUAUGUUGUUUUUCUGUAUGGCGGUAGCGUGCUUUGGGGCGCUCGACGCAAGAGCAAGGACGGUGCGCCGAGAUUUAACACUCGAAGCCGAUGAGGAAGAGUUCAUCAACGAAUUUGAUUCGUUCUUGGACGAUUCGGAAGGUGUAGCUUCUCAAAACUACUGGCCAAACGACGCCAAGCCGUUAGAAGAAUUUGGUUUAAUGCAGAAGUCGUUCAUCUCUGACAUGGUCCUACAAACAUGCAUAGUUUCGGGCGUGUUCCUUCGCAAGGGGGAGACAACUCCGCCAACAGACACGAAAAGGGAGAGGCUUGUGACCCGGCUGUUGGAACUGUUGAGGAGCAAGAGGUCACCAAAUAACCCUUCCGGAAGUAUGGACUGGGAAAACGACCCCUUCGUUCUGCUGGAGGAUGCUGAAGCUCAGUACCGUAACCUCUGCAUCUCCCUGUUCGAGCUGAGGAGACUGAACAGGAAACUAGCGGGAGAAGCGAUAAAAACUACUACUCCUGUGGCUUAGGGGCACAUCUAACAACAGAAACCUCGAAAUACAACGCAUACUUGUAAAUUGUAACACAGAUGCUGUUCAAUGCAUCUUUAAUAUAGAAAAUGUAAUGAAUAUUAUAUAUUUAUAAGCUGUAAACAAAAAUAAGUUGAAAAAUAAAUGUUUUCAUUGUU
This is a messenger RNA of Haliotis rufescens (red abalone), 816 nucleotides long. RefSeq lists its product as uncharacterized. The coding region runs from base 137 to 658 and encodes 173 amino acids. The record is from RefSeq and is a predicted model, not a curated record. NCBI's taxonomy places the organism in Eukaryota, Metazoa, Mollusca, Gastropoda, Lepetellida, Haliotidae. The transcript has 5 exons.